AUGGAGACUGCUACCCAACACGACAUAGUGGAACAACGUGAUGAUCAUUCAACAGUCAGAGAGCGUCGCUUGAAGAAGGCUAGCAUACCUAGUGCAAGUAGCAAUCAGGAUAUGACAGAAACGACGCCUCUACUGGGUUCACUGUCCCCAGAAACCCAACCAGCAAAUGGUGAAUACCAUCUCGACCUCGAAGGUCAAAAAGCUCGGGUCCCCAGGAGGAUAGCACGAGCCGUGGCACAACUCUGCAAGCGCGUCGGUCCUCCCUUUGUGGCCAUGACCAGGAGUGUCAAGGAUCCGAAGCUUUACUCUCGCCGGUCGUUGUGGGAGAAUGGGAUCGUUGCACCAGUUGCCUGCCUCCCGGCAGUCAUUGUGGGCUUGUUGCUCAACAUACUAGACGCAUUAUCAUAUGGCAUGAUACUUUUCCCUUUGGGAAAUCCUAUAUUUGCCCACCUCGGCUCCGCCGGUAUUUCUAUUUUCUACGUCAGCACGAUCGUUGCCCAAUUAACCUUCUCGUGCGGAAGCGUUUUCAGGGGUGGCGUAGGCUCGGAACUUAUCGAAGUGGUGCCGUUCUUUCACAGUAUGGCCGCCAAAAUCACCGCUUCUGUUGGAGAGGACAACCCGGAGGCCGUCAUUGCAACCACAAUUGUUGCCUAUGCCUUGAGUUCCAUGCUGACUGGCACCGUUUUCUAUUGCAUGGGUAAAUUCAAGUUCGGGUACCUGGUUGGCUUCAUUCCUCGACAUAUCCUCAUCGGCUGCAUUGGCGGUGUUGGCUGGUUUCUUGUGGCCACCGGCUUCGAGGUCAGCGCCCGAAUCGAAGGGAGCCUAGAGUACAAUCUGGACACUCUUUACAAACUCAUGAGUUCAGAGACAAUCCCGUUGUGGGUCACGCCACUCUGUCUAGCUAUUGUUCUCUUCUGGGGGCAAAAACGGACGAACAACAAGUACUUUUUGCCACUAUACAUUAUUGCUAUCCCCAUCAUCUUCUACUUCUUCGUCCUUUCAUUGGAUGCAUUAGACACGAACACCUUGCGGGAUGGAGGCUGGAUAUUUGAGGGCCCACCGGCCGGUGAGCCGUGGUGGUACUUUUAUACGUUGUAUCAAUUCAACAAAGUUCAGUGGGCGGCUCUGCUAGAGACAGUCCCGGCUAUGUUCGCAUUAACCUUCUUUGGCAUCCUCCACGUUCCUAUCAAUGUCCCGGCAUUGGCUCUCAACACAGGGGAAGAUCACGCGGACUUGGACCGAGAGCUGAAGCUGCAUGGCUACUCGAACUUUUUGUCAGGCGCUUGCGGAAGCAUUCAAAAUUACCUAGUCUAUGCGAAUACUGUCUUCUUCAUGCGAUCGGGUGGCGACAGCCGUUUGGCAGGGUUCGAAUUGGCCGCGCUGACAUUCGGCGUCAUGACCAUCGGGCCAGCUCUGAUCGGCUACAUCCCCAUAAUGAUGGUGGGCUGUCUCAUAUUCGACCUGGGCUUUGAGCUAUUGUUAGAAGCGGUUUGGCAGCCACGAAAGAAGUUUAAGUUGCCCGAAUAUGUCACGGUAAUCGCCAUCGUGCUCAUCAUGGGCAUUUACGACUUUGUAGUCGGUAUCGGGGUGGGUAUCUUGCUUGCCUUCGUGUCCAUGAUAUUACAGACCUCGAGGGUCUCGGCAAUCCGAACAGCCUACUCUGGGGAGAUUGUCAAUUCGACAGUGAGAAGAAACCCUUCACAACAGCACUACCUGAAACAGGUCGGCAAACAAAUUCAAAUCAUCAAAUUGGCCGGCUAUCUGUUCUUCGGGACUAUUGUGGGAGUAGAGAACAGAAUUCGCUCGUUGAUCGCUGAAGAGACAUUCUCCCACCGACCGAUCAGAUACUUGAUACUAGACCUCCAUCAAGUCACGGGACUCGACUAUUCCGCGGGCGAGGCUUUCAACACAAUCAGUCGAUUGUUAGACGGCAAAGGCAUUCACCUCGUGCUUAGUGGGCUCGACGACGAGUGCAGUCUUGCACGGGAUCUCCGCGCUGUUGGUCUUGGCGACGGGGGGAUUGAUGUUAGCUUCCUUCCUAACCUUAAUUCCGCCCUUGAAAGCUGCGAGAAUGAGCUCCUCAAAACAUUCUAUGCCAGCCAGGAGGCGUUGAGAGUAUCACGACUGGGACAAGCUGUCAGCCUCGAUGUUCCGUCCAAGCCUGACCAGCUUCCGUCCGGCGACCUGCUAGCUAGUUCGCCGCGUCUCAAUCAGCUCCAGGAGGCUGCCAAAGUGUCUUUGAACAAAGCCGAAGUCUUGCGUCUUUCGCGCUGGCAGAAUUUCAAAGAACCGUUACGUCUAAUCUUGCAGAUUUUCCAGGAUCUGAGCGACAAGAACGAGGACUUCUGGUUCCGCGCGGUCGGCUAUUUUGUGCGCAAAGAGUGUGCGUCUGGCUCGAUACUAUUCCGUCGAGGCGAGCCAGCUGAUGGAUUCUACCUUAUCGAGAAGGGCAUUUUACGGGCGGACUACGAUCUGCCACAUGGCCAGUAUUUCCAUGAAAGCAUUGUGGCCGGCACGACAUGUGGCGAAUUGCCCUUCUUCUCGGAGACGACUCGAACCGCGACCGCAUGCGCCGAAUUGGAUUGUGUUGUCUGGGUUCUCAACAACGAGUCCUGGAAACGACUGCAGACUGACGAUCCGGAUGUAGCUCAGGAGCUGUUGAAGAUUGGCCUGAAACUCACGGCUGAGCGCAUGAAUACUGUACCCGCCUCGACAAUGUUAAUGGCGGAAUAG
Thyridium curvatum is the source of this 2733-nucleotide messenger RNA. RefSeq lists its product as uncharacterized. The transcript is spliced from 5 exons. Lineage: Eukaryota; Fungi; Ascomycota; Sordariomycetes; Thyridiales; Thyridiaceae. The coding region runs from base 1 to 2733 and encodes 910 amino acids. Gene Ontology annotation, cellular component: membrane. The record is from RefSeq and is a predicted model, not a curated record.